Kickxella alabastrina is the source of this 1282-nucleotide messenger RNA. Its product is annotated as major facilitator superfamily domain-containing protein. Gene Ontology annotation, cellular component: fungal-type vacuole membrane. The record is from RefSeq and is a predicted model, not a curated record. Gene Ontology annotation, molecular function: transmembrane transporter activity. Bases 64 to 1221 code for a protein of 385 amino acids. The transcript has a single exon. Lineage: Eukaryota; Fungi; Kickxellomycota; Kickxellomycetes; Kickxellales; Kickxellaceae. Gene Ontology annotation, biological process: transmembrane transport.
GAAGAGUAUGCUCCUGCCGGCUGCACAUACGCCUGGGUUAUUGUUGCAUGUGCCUCACUAAACAUGAUGUGCACCAUUGGCAUUGCCAACAGCUUUGGCGUUUUCUCCACAUAUUACAUCAACUUCCUCUACCCCAAUGUAUCUGCUGGAAACAUCGCCUGGGUCAGCACAACAAUGACUUUCUUCAUGCUCAUUGGCUCUAUCACCACGGGCCCAUUGACCGACAAGUUUGGCUUCCGCUCGGUGUCUCUGACCGGCGCUGUCAUUUGCAGCCUCGCACUUCUUCUCGCCUCUUUUACCAACGCACUCUGGCAGGUUGUUCUGACACAAGGUAUUAUGUUUGGCAUUGGCGCCGCUUGCAUUUUCUCGCCUUCAAGCUCGCUUCCUUCCCAGUGGCACGACAAGACCCGGCCAUUGGCGACUGCCAUUACUGUUGCUGGAAGCGGUGCUGGUGGCAUGCUUUUCACCGCAAUCACACAAAAACUGCUGGAUGCGAUUGACUACAAGUGGGCACUUCGUGUCCUUGCCCUGAUAUUGCUGUGCAUCAGCGGAACUGCCAGUCUUUUCUACAAGCGGCGAGUAUCUGUUCCCAAGGGUGGUGUGAACUUCAUGGCUAUCGCUAGGGAUAAGCGGCUAAUUAUGGUCGGCUUGGCCGGUUUCUUUGUCAACGUCGGACUAUUCAUGCUGUGGUACUACCUCCCGACGGCGGCACUAGCGCUCGGUCAGACUAAACAGGCGUCAAACAAUCUGAUUCUCUACAUGAAUGCUGGCAGCACCGUGGGCCGGAUUAUCGCCGCUUACGCGGCCAUGGCCCUUGGACCAAUCAACCUCGUCAUCUCGUCAUAUUUAGUAUGUUCUAUCCUCAUCCUGGUUGUUAUGUUGGCGGUUAAGAGCAUGGUUGCUUAUAUCGUGCUUGCAGUUAUCUUUGGCGCCAUUUCUGCAAGCUACAUUUCUAUUACUCCACCACUGCUCACGGAGUUCUUUGGAACGCAGGCGGUUGCCACAGCUAUGGGCAUUAUGAACGCAUGGUGCUCCAUUGGUAUCCUCAUUGGCAAUCCGUCGCAGGGUGCAAUAUACCAAAAGUUUGAUCGCCCAACGGGCUCAUUCAUGGCAAUUACCAUUUGGGGAUCACUGAGUCUUUUUCUAGCCGCCUCUACGUAUGUGCUCUUGAAAUAUCUUAUUGUUUGCGGUAGCGCUUACCGUAUUUGGUCUAAACUUUAGACUGUUGUUUCCAUUUUUAAUAUUAAAAAAAUUGGCAUAAAAAAGUGUGGCCAAAAAACAG